AUGAGCCACGUAAAACACAUCCACAAAGGGUCACUAGAGAGGUUUUUAGAUCUUCUCUUGAUCGCUCUUUUUGUUUUGAUGACUCUUAAAGGCGGCACGAGUGGGGCGUGUGCCGCGUGCAAAUACCAACGUAGACGCUGCGCCGCGGACUGCCCCCUCGCGCCUUACUUCCCCGCUGAACAGCCAAAACUGUUCCAAAACGUUCACAGGCUCUUCGGCGUAAGAAGCAUCGUCAAGAUCCUCGAAAGACUCGACGAAACUCAGAAGCCUGAAGCCAUGAAAUCUAUCAUAUUCCAGUCUUAUGUCCGUGACCGUUCUCCUGUCCACGGCUGCCUAGGCGUCACACAACAGCUUCAAUACAUGAUUUGGCUCGCCGAAGAGGAACUCAAAGCUGUCAAUUCACAACUACAACUAUAUCGCUCUCAACAACAUCAACAUAACGGUCCAACACAAACUCCUCACGAUCAUCAUAAUCAAAUGAUACAUGACCUCGGUCUUGAUAAUAAACAUCAAGAAGAUGUUACAUCGCAGCUCGAUUUGGGAAUGGGACUUAACCUUAACAAUAAUCAAAGCAAUGUGGUUGCACCAUUCUUUAGUCCUUUACCAGUUUCCGAAACGCAACAGCCUCAAAUGUCUUACACGUAUAGUUGUAGUGAGGUCAAUAACAAUGUCUACAGUCCUCCGGCUUAUAAUACAGAUUCGGGCAAGGAGAUUCUCACAAACAAUAACAAUGCUUGGGGUGUUCAGAAUCGAUAUGAUAUGUAUAACGACAACAAUGGAGGAGGAGGGUUCAGCAACCAAAACGAGAACGUUCACGAGAUGAAGAGCAAUAACGGUGUAGUAGGGAUACAAUCACAGCUAGUUAAUCUUCAAAUGGCAUCAAACCAUCGGCAACAAGAAGAAGAAGAUGCUCAUGAAUACGAUGAAAUCCAUCAGUUCCUUCAAAUCAUCGACGAUAGGCAAUCAUUUGCGGAUUCUAAAGAAGCGUACGCCUCAAGCUCUGGUGAAACGUUGAAGGAACACAAUAUUGAUGAAAUUGGAGAGAAUGAAUUGAGAAGUGCAGCUACUUGCUUCAGUCUAACCAGUGUGAAUUGAAUUGAUUUAUCAGUUCAUGAUCUUUAACGUUCUUUUUUUGGUUCCACGUCGUCUCUGAAGUUUUG
Messenger RNA from Capsella rubella, 1160 nucleotides. Its product is annotated as LOB domain-containing protein 27. The coding region runs from base 1 to 1095 and encodes 364 amino acids. The transcript has 2 exons. The record is from RefSeq and is a predicted model, not a curated record. Lineage: Eukaryota; Viridiplantae; Streptophyta; Magnoliopsida; Brassicales; Brassicaceae.